Apaloderma vittatum (bar-tailed trogon) is the source of this 1941-nucleotide messenger RNA. Its product is annotated as ubiquitin carboxyl-terminal hydrolase 42-like. The record is from RefSeq and is a predicted model, not a curated record. The transcript is spliced from 5 exons. The annotation marks the transcript as partial. NCBI's taxonomy places the organism in Eukaryota, Metazoa, Chordata, Aves, Trogoniformes, Trogonidae.
AUACCUUUAUCUUUGUCACCGUUUGAAUCUCUCACAUUUGACCAGUUGAACAGCUUGUCAGAGGAAAUAAGCGUCCCUGGGCCUCAGAAAUCAUCUGAGAAUGAUGCUCUUCGGGAAACUGUAGUGAUGGAAGCACUGUUUGCCUAUGAAGAAUCCAGGAAGGUUCCUUCCAACUUUAGCUGUGAAGUAGAGAAUCUUUUUAAUCAGUCAAAUUCUGAAACCAUUUCUACCAAAGAAGAAGUUGCUGAAAGUAUUAUAAAAAAAGCUGAUAAUGCACAUCCCAGUAUCAAUGGUCAGCACAAGGUCAGGAAAAAAUCCUUGGACACUGAAGAUGAAUUCCUUGGGCAGUGUGAGUCUGAAGACAGUAGAGACAAAGAGAAAACAAGAAGAGCAAAAGAACCUGAACUCAUUUCAAAAGAAAAUCCUUUGUACAUCAGAGGGUCUCCUGAGAGCGAAGAGAAAUUAGGCCCAACUUCCUCUGUGAAGUCUGAUGUUGAAUGUAGUUCUAAAAAACUUGCAUCUUUAGAUAUUACAGAUAAAUGCCAAGAUACAAAGGACAUUUCUAAUAACUAUGUAGAGGUACCACCUGUUAAUGACUCUUCCAUUACAAAGCUGGAUAAAGUUUUGGAGAGUCAAUUUUCUAGAGAAAAUGAGGGACUGAGUACUAAAAAUUGUGAAGAAGAUAAACAUAGGAAAAAAAACAAGAAAAAAAUACACGACUCUAAAAAAACUGAUAAAGAGCACUACCGAAGGAAGAGAGAAAACUCGGACACUGAAGAGAAGGAGAAGCAAACCAGAAGUAAAGCAGAUGAUCAUUCCCACAAGAGGAGGUCCUCUCACAGCGUGGAUAGGCAAAAUCGUCAUAAGCAGGAGUAUUGCCAUGAAAACAAGUACAGGUCUUCCCAUAAUGAACGAAACAGUCCGAAUAAUGGCAAAAGCUCAGGAAAAUAUUCCCAUUACAGAUCCCGAAGCAGAGAAAGAACAGAACAAGACCGGAAUAGGUAUUAUCAUUCCAAAGGAGAGAGAACUUGGAGCCGAGAAAGGUACUAUCAAGAUGAACCACGGAGAUGGGAGAAAUGCAGAUACUACAAUGAUUAUUAUUUUUCUCAUGGAACAAGAGAUGGUAGAGAGAGAAAGUCCUCUUAUUGUGAUAAAGACUUUGACAAACCGAGUCAAUCUUACAACAGGUCACAUAAGGAUUAUCACUGCAAAAGCAGACGGUCUCACCACACACUCCCUAGAGAGGAAGACGUACAUCACUUCAGCAGCCACAGAGCAAGCUUACAUCAUUGUUCAGUACCACAGCAGCAGCCUGAAAAAUACUCUCGUGAAAGGCACACUCUUCCACCCGUGCCAGCUCAUGCAAGUUUUGAGGACUCUUCCCGGGAAAAUGAAAGAGAAAAACUAAGAAAUGGCAAAAGAAAAUAUAGCCACACGGAAGGAAGCGAAAGUGAAAUAGAAAAGAAAUGCCGAAAGAUAGGUGACCAAAGAAUGAAAAAAUAUAAGAAGGUCAAGAAGAAAAAGAAGUCCAAAGAUAAACAUCGAGAGAAGGAUUACAAACCUUAUGAUUUGGAUUACUCUGUGCUCCGCUUUGACAAUGACAAUCGCAAACAUAAGAAAAAGAAGAAAAAGAAGAAACACAUCAGGAAACUGAAAGUCUGCUUGGAAUAUUUAGAUCCUCGUUUCCAGAAGAAAACACAGGAGAAGCACAGGUGCAGUGCUAUAGAUCUGGCUUUGCCAAGUACAAAACAUUCUCUGCCAGUUUGGCAACUCGUACCAGCUCUAGCUCCAGCCAUUUUCAUGCAGAGCUUACUGAUGGAAGCCUUCAAUAGGCAAACUAAACCUGCCAUCAAAGGUGAAAACUUUUUACCGAAGGCGACACCGAUGUUUUACCGAAGGCGACACCGACGUUUACCGAAGGCGACGCCGACGUUUUAUUGA